AUGGCGGCGUCUCUCCGAGCGUCCUCCUCCCCCCUCCGCUCGCGCCUCCUCUCCUCCCCCGCCGCCUGGUCUCCCUGGCGCCUGCUCCUCUCCUCCUCCGUCCACUCGGACGCCGCCCACCAGACCGAAACCCUCGCCUUCCACGAGAUCCAGCUCUCCCCUGAGAAGCCCCCCACCGCCACCGCCUUCGUCCUCCACGGCCUCCUGGGCUCCGGCCGCAACUGGCGCACCUUCUCCCGCACCCUCGCCUCCCAGCUCCGUGACCGCUCCCCCGCCGACGAGUGGAAGAUGGUUCUUGUGGAUUUGAGGAACCAUGGGAGCUCAGCCAGGAUCAAAGGGCUGAGCCCGCCCCAUGAUAUGUCGAGUGCCGCCAAGGAUCUUGCUGAUUUGGUGAAGGCUCGGGGCUGGACAUGGCCGGAUGUUGUCGUGGGUCACUCAAUGGGUGGAAAGGUCGCACUGGAUUUCACAGAGAGUUGCUCCCGUGGCGAUUACGGAGAAUCUGCUGCUCUUCCCAAACAGGUUCAUAGGUGCAGUGUAUACAUACUUAUUUACAUAGGUAUAUGCAGUGUUGAUCUAGAAAAUCCUACUGUUACAUAUGAAAAGCUCUGGGUGCUUGAUUCUGUCCCUGGAGAAGUAAAAAUAGAUAACAGUGAUGGCGAAGUUGAACGGGUUUUGGAAACACUAGCAAGUCUUCCUUCAUCGCUUCCAUCGCGCAAAUUCUUAAUGUUAUGCCUGUUUGCUAUCAGGUGGGUUGUGGACCACAUGGUCAGCCUGGGAUUCUCCAAGUCACUUUCAGACUGGAUUGGCAGCAACUUGAAGAAGGACAAUGAACAUGUGACCUGGGCUUUUGAUCUUCAGGCUGCCACAGACAUGUUUAAUUCUUACAGAGAUAGAAGCUACUGGGGACUGCUGGAGAACCCACCAAAGGGUUUGGAGAUCUCGAUAGUACAGGCAGAGCUCAGUGAUAGAUGGCACCCUGAGGAUGUCCAGAGGCUAAAAGCACUGUCAAGGAGAGGCAGCAAACCUGACGCGGGCAAAGUGUCGCUCCACGUUCUCCCUAACUCCGGCCAUUGGGUUCAUGUGGACAACCCCAAGGGGCUGCUCGAGAUCAUGGCGCCUAACUUCCUCUCCACUGUUCAAAAUUGA
Molecule: messenger RNA, 1146 nt
Organism: Triticum turgidum subsp. durum (durum wheat)
Lineage: Eukaryota; Viridiplantae; Streptophyta; Magnoliopsida; Poales; Poaceae
Source: the annotation of a GenBank genome assembly